Molecule: messenger RNA, 3290 nt
Organism: Exaiptasia diaphana
Lineage: Eukaryota; Metazoa; Cnidaria; Anthozoa; Actiniaria; Aiptasiidae
Product: translation factor GUF1 homolog, mitochondrial
Exons: 22
Coding region: 125-2071 (648 amino acids)
Biological process (GO): positive regulation of translation
Cellular component (GO): mitochondrion
Molecular function (GO): mitochondrial ribosome binding; GTPase activity; GTP binding
Source: RefSeq, a predicted model, not a curated record
UCCAGUACACCUCGACAAUGAUUGCCAGCGGUCUCACUCCAAAAAACAAAAUGGUGGACGCAGUGAAGYUGUUUUGCACGUAUUUUAACGGACGAUUAUCAUCGUUCUUUUUGGAGUAUUUGCCAUGACGAGCUUCAGGUCAAUAGUUCGGUGUCAGUAUUCUUUCUUGUCUUAUAGUAAGACACGAAUAUUUACUCGAAGUCUGAAAGACCUCAAGAAAUGGUUCAGCACGUCGUCCACUUUAUUAUCUGAUAAUGAUAAAUUUGAUUUGUCGAGUUUCCCGCCAGAAAGAAUCAGAAAUUUCAGCAUUGUUGCUCAUGUUGACCAUGGUAAAAGCACACUUGCUGACAGAAUAUUAGAAAUAACAGGUACUAUAACAAAGAGUAGUGAUAAUAAGCAAGUUUUAGACAAGCUGCAAGUAGAGAGAGAAAGAGGAAUAACAGUAAAGGCACAGACUGCAUCACUGUUUUAUGAAUACAAAGGACAAAAGUAUCUUCUAAAUCUUAUUGAUACACCAGGCCAUGUUGACUUUAGCUAUGAAGUAUCAAGAUCUCUUGYGGCAUGUCAAGGUGUAAUACUUCUAGUUGAUGCUUCUCAGGGUGUUCAAGCUCAAACUGUAUCUAACUUUUUUCUUGCGACUGCCACUAACCUUGCUGUCAUACCAGUUCUCAAUAAGAUUGAUUUGAAAAGUGCAAAUCCUCAAGAAGCUUCCAGUCAAAUGGAAAAACUUUUUGRAAUUGACCCUGAUGACAUUUUGAAGUUGUCUGCAAAGGAGGGGAUUGGUGUUGAUGAGUUACUAACAAAUAUCAUUGACAAGCUGCCAUGUCCAAAGUGURACCUUCAUCAGCCUAUGUCAGCACUUCUAUUUGAUUCCUGGUAUGACCAAUAUAGGGGAGUGAUUUGUCUUGUUGCUCUACUCAAUGGAUCCCUCAAGAAAGGUGACAAAGUCAAGUCCAUCCAUUCUGGACAAACUUAUGAAGUAUCUGAUAUUGGUAUUAUGUAUCCUAAUGAAUACUCCACAGAUGCACUGUAUGCUGGUCAGGUUGGUUACAUAGUAACGGGAAUGAGAAACAGAAAAGAUGCACAAAUUGGGGAUACAUUUUGUCAUGUGACCUGUGAUGUUGAACAGUUCCCUGGGUUUAAACCAGCUAUGCCAAUGGUAUUUGCAGGUGUUUACCCUGUUGACAUGUCACAGUACAUUACAUUAAGAAAUGCUAUAGAAAAACUAACUCUUAAUGAUUCAAGUGUAACAAUUCACCCUGAUAGCUGUGUUGCACUUGGUCAAGGAUGGAGGCUUGGAUUCCUUGGUUUCUUACACAUGGAUGUUUUUAAACAGCGUCUUGAGCAGGAAUAUGACACAAGUGUUAUAAUAACAACACCUAGUGUUCCUUAUAAAGCCAUCCUUAAAGGCCAGGAUAGGAAAGAAGUAGAAAUUCUGAACCCUUUAGAGCUACCUGGUCCAUCCCAAGUUGAAGAAUAUCUUGAGCCUUAUGUGCUGGGAACAAUAAUCUUUCCUCAGGAAUUCAUGGGSAAAAUGAUUACAUUGUGUCAGAACAGACGAGGUGAACAGGAUGAUGUUGUGUACAUUGAUGAGAACCGUGUCAUGAUGAAAUAUCUUCUACCUUUAAGUGAAGUCAUUAUUGACUUCUAUGAUGAACUCAAGUCUCUGUCUUCUGGAUAUGCAAGCUUUGACUAUGAAGAGUAUGGUUACCUAAAGACAGACAUUCACAGGAUGGAUAUUCUGAUUAAUGGGAACCCUGUUGAUGCACUAAGCUGCAUUGUYCAUAAGGAUAAGUCAUUAUUAAAAGCAAGAAGUCUUUGUACAAGUUUGCGUGAUAUCAUACCAAGACAAUUGUUUGAGGUUGCCAUACAAGCUUCAAUUAGAGGGAAGAUUAUAGCUCGAGAAUCAAUACGUCCUUUAAGAAAAGAUGUUACCGCCAAAUGUUAUGGUGGAGACAUGACUCGCAAGAGAAAACUGCUAGAAAGACAAAAGGAAGGCAAGAAAAGAAUGAAAAGAAUAGGGAAGGUAGACUUACCUCAUGAAGCAUUCCUGUCGCUCAUGAAACGAUGAUAUGAAUACCAUSUAUAAAUGUACAAUAUAGGGGACUAUAGCACGCGAUACUAAUUAAAAUUAUUAAUUUUUUGAGGGAGUAAAACUGAUUAUUCUAUUUUUUCUGACACCAUCUGAUAUCAAAAGUAAUCAAAAGUCUAUCGGAGGUGUUAAUACGGCUGCAGCCAUUCAAGGAAAAUUGAAAUUCAAACUACAUCAGAAAUGUGAUCCGGUUAUUUUMCUCUUGUUGGUGGCGCAAAAAGCUAAAAAUAUGAAAGAAAGUGAAARAAAAGGCAAGAAAUAUGAGAAAGUUUGAAAAAUGUAAUUUACUUUCUUGUUUGUUAUGUCUYAUGAAAUUACAACCAUCGUUUACACCGAAGAAGGCAAUGAAGUUCCAGGAACACCUUUACUAUACUAUUUAUGCGUCUUAGUCUUUCUAAAGAUCCUGUCAAACCUGCUACUAUGUCCUUAMAAGCCCGCUCGGCUGAAAUGAAUUUAGAAGAGUUUAACACAAAAUCCGUACGCCUUUUUAAAACGCAAACGGUGUGGAACGAAAGUGAUAAGUGGCAUYACCUUUUAACAAAAGCCCAGCGCAUCAAUUUACAACUAAARGGUGGCGGCGGAGGUAAUAUAUUUUUGUCUAGUUACCACUCAGCAGGUUUUAACAAGUUUUUCAAACUUUCUGAAGAGGAAUAAUUGUUUUACAUAGUCUUCGGUGGCUUUUAAUUUAUUGAGCGCACAACAGGAAAUGUAAAGAGUCCUUGGCCAGCUGCUAACACCUUUUUUACAAAUGAUACUGUUGUUACGCUCUUUGUCAUCAGCAUUUUUUUGUGUUUUCUUGUGUUGAUAAAAUAUACACGAUUCGUGAUGUAUUUUCUCGCUAGUUUAUGACCAAAAACUUUUUCAAACUGUUCCAUUUAAAGUCAGUUAUAUUUCAAUGAAAAAAACGAUGUGAAAUUCUGAAAAAAAUGGGAAAAACAGAAAGUAAAAUGAAGUAGACAAGAUUGAAUUAAAAUUUGUUAAAUUUUUGAAAGGGUUAAACUCUGUUAAUCUGAAAUAUGCUACAUUAAACAAGUUUCUGCGAUACAGAUAAAAUAUUGCCUUUAAGCCGUUCAACACCUAUCAAUUGUGAUUGUAUAUCUUUACUGUACGAUUUGUUUAUGUAAAUAUUUGUAGUACGGGCACGUUUCAAGUACUGUUUGUAAAGCCAGAUGUUUUUGUCCAAAGACUUUUAACUACA